Messenger RNA from Aspergillus tanneri, 948 nucleotides. RefSeq names its product NmrA-like family protein. The coding region runs from base 1 to 948 and encodes 315 amino acids. Lineage: Eukaryota; Fungi; Ascomycota; Eurotiomycetes; Eurotiales; Aspergillaceae. The record is from RefSeq and is a predicted model, not a curated record. The transcript has a single exon.
AUGUCUACUUCCAAGGUCAUAAUCUUCGGCGCCACUGGGGGGGUCGGCUCGGCUACCGCUCGCAGUGCUCAGGAACACGGCGCGAAAGUGUUCCUCGCAAUGCGAAAUCUUGGAAAACCAAUUCCGGAUCUCAGUCUAGAGCAAGAACAGGCGGGUGGUUUCGAAAGGGUCCGAGCCGACCUGACGGAUCCCGACACAGUCCGCGAAGCGGUGGUUAAGACUGGAGCCAAACUCGCUUUCAUUUAUGCAGUCAUGGGUUCGUCCGACAAGAUGAGGCCUAGUAUUGCCGCGUUGAAAUCGGCCGGGAUCGAAUUUGUGGUCCUUUUGAGCAGUUCCAGUGUCGAAGGCAACCCAAGGGAUAUAUCACCCAGUGAUUUUAUAGCUUUUGCGCAUGCAGAAGUUGAGAUUGCUCUGGAGGAGAUAUUUGGAACAGAUCGUUUUAUAGCCGUUAGGCCAGGGUUUUUUGCAAGUAAUUCACUUUGGUGGAAGAGCUCCAUCGAUCAUGGUGAGGUGAAACUUCCCUACCCGGAAUUGAAAUUCGACUGGAUUUCACCUCAAGACAUUGGGAGAGUGUGCGGCAUGCUCCUUGCAAACGGAUCGCAGGGUAUUAAGGGCGUCAAAAUACCAAACUUUGUCUAUCUUUUUGGGCCUGAGAAGCUCUCAAUGAAGGAUGCUAUUGCCAUUAUUGCCAGAGCGACAGGCAAAAAUAUCCAGGUCACACAGGUUGAUGAGCAAGAAGGUUUGCAUGUCAUGGUAACACAGCAUGGAAUACCAGAACCUGUCGCUGAAUACCUGAUCAAGGGGUUUCGCGAAUAUGACAAGAAUGGGGGCCUCUUUAAUACUCCAGUAUAUGAGCAAGCUGUGGGAAAUAUUGAGAAGUACACAAAUGGGCAACCGACAAUGUUUUACCAGUGGGUGGAGGAAAACCGGCGGGACUUCGGUGCUUGA